CUUUAGUUAUUCAUAGAAAUAGUGUUAUCAAUUUUAUGUAUUUUAUUGCGUGAAUUUAAAGCUUUUAAAAAUAACAAUGCCUCAGAGUGCUCGUCGUCAUUCCAGUAUUUCAAUAGGUGGACGACGUUUAAGUGGGCAACGCGUUCAUCCUGAGAGCUCCCAACUUACAGUGUUAAAAGAAGAAACCCAUACAGGUGAUCAUUUUCUUACACCGGCUCAGUUGGAAGCUGUAUUCAGGACUAACCUAAACACUGGCCUUACUGAAGAGUUUGCCAAUGAGUUAUUGGCAGCCCAUGGCGAAAAUAGAUUGAAGAAACUGAAAGGAAAUAGUUAUUGGAAAAUUUUCCGUCAUAACUUAUUUGGAUGGUUUCAGUGUGUUCUUUGGUUUGGAGCUGUUUUAAAUUUCGUUGGAUAUUUCCUGGCUAUACAUGAUAGUAGUGGUGAAGAUGGACAUUCUGAAAAGGAAUACUUAUACUUAGGUUGCGUCAUUAUAGCUACUAUUGUUGGUACUGGCCUUUUUGGAUUUUAUCAAGAAGCAAAAAACAUGGCUGUAAUGAGUGGAUUCGAGAAAAUGGUACCACCAAAUGCUACUGUUAUAAGAGAUGGUAUAAAAAAAUCCAUACCAAAUAAUCACAUAGUACUGGGAGAUAUUGUGGAGAUGCAAGCUGGAGAAAUCGUUCCGGCGGAUGUAAGAAUUUUAACUUGCUCUAAUUUCAAAACAGACAUGGCGUCUUUAACAGGGGAAUCAGAACCUAUUAUACACAGCCCAGAGUGCACCAACGCUAACCCAUUAGAAUCCAAAAAUAUGGUAUUCUUCGGGUGUCCUAUAACCGAAGGUAGUGCAAAAGGAAUCGUAAUAGCUACAGGUGAGCUAACAGAAAUAGGGAAAAUAGCUGGCUUAGUAACUGGCUUAGAGAAGGAAGAAACCCCGAUAGCUAAAGAAAUAACUCAUUUUAUUAAGAUUAUUUGCGGAGUGGCUUUUACUUUUGGUAUACUUUUCUUUAUAAUGGUGUAUGUGACACAAAAAAAUUGGCUAUCAGCAUUACAAUAUAUGCUCGGUAUUGUAUUGGCUAAUGUCCCCGAAGGUCUUAUUGUAACGUUGACAAUAUGUAUGACGCUAUCAGCUAAUCAAUUAAAAAAAAAGAACUGCCUUGCAAAAACUCUACAAGCUGUAGAAACGUUAGGUUCUACCUCUUGCAUAUGUUCGGAUAAAACUGGUACUCUUACAGAGAAUCAAAUGAAGGUUUCACAUUUAUUUUGCGACUAUACUAUUUACGAUAAAACAGAUCAUACACACGUUUCUGAUCAUGCGUAUGCAACAUUGAGCUUGGCUGCAUCCCUCAAUUUAAAAGCUACAUUUGCUUUUGACACGCUACAUUUACCUAUUGAGAAACGGAAAAUUCUUGGCGAUGCAUCAGAAUCUGCGAUUUUGAGAUAUAUGGAAAUUAAUCGAUCUGCUACAAAAACUAGACAAGAUAACCCAAAAGAAGCUGAAAUACCUUUUAGUUCAGCUUAUAAAUACCAAGUUACAAUACAUAAAAUGCACGCCACCCACAGUUACUAUUUAAUAAUGAAGGGUGCGCCAGAAAUCGUGAUAGAAUUUUGUACCAAAGUGCUUACCGAUGAAGAGGAUCAGCCAAUGACACCACAAGCAAAAAAAGAACUUAAGGAAAAUUUUAUAAAGCUGGCUAAUAUGGGUGAACGUGUGAUUGGCUAUUGUGACUAUCAGUUUCCUCUGGCACAAUAUCCAAUUGGUUUUAAGUUCGACACACAAGAACGUAAUUUUCCACUUGAAAAUCUGAGAUUUGUGGGCGCUAUUUCUAUGAUUGAUCCGCCUAGACAAGAUAUUGAUAAAUCUAUUGCCCUCUGCCGUCAAGCAGGCAUUCGAGUAAUAAUGGUAACUGGUGAUCAUCCAGUAACAGCAUUAGCGAUAUCAAAGGCCUGUGGUACUAUAACACAUCCUACUGCAUAUGACUAUGCUUUUGAACAUCACAUAGAACUUUCCGACGUACCACCUCAUAUAAAGCAGCAGUUCCGUUCAGCUGUCAUUACCGGUGAUGAAUUACGGAAAAUGAGCAUACACGAAUUAAAGGCAUGUCAAAAGAGAUAUGAUGAAAUUACAUUUGCUAGAACCAGCCCUCAACAAAAACUAGCCAUUGUGGAAUGUUAUCAAUCCUUAGGCCACGUUGUUGCCGUCACGGGAGACGGUGUUAAUGAUUCUCCCGCUUUGAAGAAGGCCGACAUUGGAAUUGCAAUGGGAAUUACCGGUACUGAAGUUUCAAAACAGGCUGCCGAUAUGAUCCUACUAGAUGAUAAUUUUGCCUCCAUAGUCCUGGGAAUACAGGAAGGCAGGCGUAUUUUUGAUAAUUUAAAAAAAACAAUAGCGUAUACACUCACGUCUAAUACACCUCAAAUGCUACCGUUUGUUCUCUAUGCCUGUUUCGAAGUGCCUUUGCCUAUGACUCUUAUUUUGAUAUUAGUCAUUAACGUUGGAACAGAUUUGUUACCUGCAGUGAGCCUUGCCUAUGAAACUUCAGAAUCUGACAUAAUGAACCUUCCACCCCGUAAACCUACAGAACACCUCGUCAACAGAGUACUGAUAUUUAUGGCAUAUUUUCAAAUUGGAUUAAUUCAGUUUUGUGCUGGAAUGUUUUGCUACUUCGUAGUAUUUGCACAAAGUGGUUUUUUCCCCUCUAGUUUAUUUUUUGUUCGCAAGGAAUGGGAGUCCGCCACGACAACUGUGAAGGACACUAUAGGUCGUACUUGGUAUUAUGCAGAUCGUAUGAGAUUGGAAAAAAAGGCGCAAACUGCUUACUUUGUUGCUGUGUGCUGGACGCAAGUCUCUGAUGUAAUUAUAUGUAAAACACGCCGAGUUUCUUUGCUCCAAAAAGGAAUGAAAAAUCACGUUUUGAAUGUAAGUAUUCUUGUUGAUUUUAUAGCCGCGUUGUUGGUCACUUACCUUCCUAUAUGUCAAGAGGUGUUCGGUACCGAACCAAUAGCCUGGUAUGACUUUUUGUUAUCAAUACCAUUUUUCAUUCUGAUGAUUCUUGGUGAUGAAUUAAGAAGAUAUUUGAUUAGACGUGCGUAUUCGAAAUGGUUAGAACAGGAAACUUAUUACUAA
This is a messenger RNA of Maniola jurtina (meadow brown), 3121 nucleotides long. RefSeq names its product sodium/potassium-transporting ATPase subunit alpha-like. Bases 77 to 3121 code for a protein of 1014 amino acids. Lineage: Eukaryota; Metazoa; Arthropoda; Insecta; Lepidoptera; Nymphalidae. The transcript has a single exon. Gene Ontology annotation, cellular component: membrane. The record is from RefSeq and is a predicted model, not a curated record. Gene Ontology annotation, biological process: potassium ion import across plasma membrane; sodium ion export across plasma membrane; proton transmembrane transport. Gene Ontology annotation, molecular function: ATP binding; ATP hydrolysis activity; P-type sodium:potassium-exchanging transporter activity.